UCGGCACUUGCGUGUCAAAGGUCAAAUUUUGAUAAACAUUUGAUUUUCGGAGCGGCAAAAACUGAGCCGAUAAUUAUUCGAUUUUUUCAAGUACAGAUUCAUAUUUUAAGGUGACAAAUUUGAAACGAGUGCAAAAUGGGUAUCGUUGACCAAGUAAGGAUACUUCACGAGGAGGGAUUGUUUUCCAACGUGGCGAUUUUGGCUGGCCUAAUGAAGACAGCAAGCGAACAGAAUCCAGAGUUGCUUACCGGCCAAGAGAAGUACCAGUUACAAGUUUACUAUGCCGACGCGCUCUUUGAGAUGCAAGAAUAUAAAAGUGCUGAGGUUAUAUACAGGAAAGCCUUACAAGUCAAGAAGGUUUUGAACAAGAGUAAAGUCAAGAGCACACAGCCUCCAGCUCCAGCCGCUAAUACCGACGCUCUGCCAUCAGAGCUGAAUGUACGCUACAGAAUCUACGAAUGUAACUACCAUCAGAAGAACUACAGGGAGGCUAUCGCAGUGUUGGAGAGUAUCCCUGCGAAGCAGAGGAAACCGAAAGUCAACAUGGCGCUGGCGAAGCUGUAUCAGCGAAUCGGUAACGAGCGACCGGCCGUCACAAGCUUCAAAGAAGUUCUCAAGCAGUGCCCUUUAGCUCUUGAAGCGGUCCUGGGUCUGCUAUCGCUGGGAGUCAAAGGAACUGAAGUGGCUGCCUUGACAAUAAACAGUCUACCACACACCAACAACUUAGAGUGGUUGACAUUUUGGUUGAAAGGACAUGCCUAUAACGCCAGCAAGGACUACGCUAAAGCUGUCAGUACGUUUAAGAGUCUAGAGUCGGGGAGUGUACUACGAGAGAACAGUAACGUGCUGUGCUGUCUUGCAGAGAACCACUUCCUAGCGGGGGACCUGGCAAACGCUGCACUGGUCUACAAACGGGUUCAUAGUCUGGAUAUGUUGUGUCUAAGGGGAAUGGACAUCUAUGCCUACUUGCUUGCACAUGAAAAACGCACAGAGGAACUUAUGAGCCUUGCAUCUAAACUGAUGGCUGUUUCAGAACAGAGAGCCGAACCCUGGAUUGCUAUGGGAUACUACUACGCAAACAUACCGCUCAAGACGAGCAGGGCGGUCUAUUUUGCUCAAAAAGCGUAUCAGAUUGACCCGCGGAAUGUCCAAGCUCUACUCUUGAAGGGAAGCGUCUUGAAAGACAUGAGUAAGACCCAGGAAGCUCUGUUGCACUUCCGAGAGGCGGUACGGAUGGCUCCUUAUAGAUUUGAAGCUCAUCAAGGUCUGGUAGAAUGCUACAUCAAGGCUAGUAGAAUAAGAGAAGCCCUAACCACAGCGUCUAAUGCCUGCAAGGUGUUAGGUAACAGCGCCCGGUCCCUGACGUUGUUUGCCUACGUCCUGGCCAAAGAUAGUCUCACAGUGGAAAAGGCCAAGGCCAUGUUGGAGAAGGCGUUAGCCCAGGAACCAACGUAUCUCGAAGCCGUGUAUCUACUAGCUGAAGUCCUGGGUGAGGAGCAGCAAUAUACGGCAGCGAUUGAGUUAUUACGUCGUCAGUUACAACAUCAGAGUACGUGUCAGUUACACCAGAUGCUGGGGGAGUUUCUGUCUGCUAACAAUGAACUACAGGAAGCGUUGGACCAGUAUAGCAUUGCGCUGGGGAUGGAUCCGACCAACAAGAAAGUCCUGGAUGGAAUUCAGAAGGUAGAGAAGGUAACCGACAGCAUCGACCACGGCCAAGAUGACGACAUGGAAGCACUUGAAGAAAGCGGAGAAGAUGUGGAUUUCGAUGCCAGCGAUACCGAGGUCUCAUGGGCUGAUAAUGAGUGGUUCAGCUGAUGUGGACAGGAGCUAGUGGUCUGAAGUUGUUUCGCUAAUUGAUGUUCCCCUGACACAACUUGCAAGAAUCUGCAUAUUUAUGUUGUUAGAGCACUGGAACGGCAAUCCAAAGGUUGAAGGUUCAAACUCACCGAGUCAAUUUCUUUGUUCAACUUUAAAACAAUCACAAAAGCCUGUUUCAAAUGUAUGUUUUGCUAGUUAACCAAAAGAUAUAAAAGCGAGAUAAAAGUAGGAUGAAUACUCUUUUUGGUUGAGAUAUAUUUUAUUCUUAAUUGCAACACUAACAGUGAGUACUAA
Patiria miniata (bat star) is the source of this 2115-nucleotide messenger RNA. It is a transcript of the gene anapc7, whose product is annotated as anaphase-promoting complex subunit 7-like. The transcript has 15 exons. The record is from RefSeq and is a predicted model, not a curated record. The coding region runs from base 136 to 1818 and encodes 560 amino acids. Gene Ontology annotation, molecular function: protein binding. Gene Ontology annotation, biological process: cell division. NCBI's taxonomy places the organism in Eukaryota, Metazoa, Echinodermata, Asteroidea, Valvatida, Asterinidae.